AUGUCUGGGUCUGUGGCCCUACUACAGCUGAGGGCUAUGUUGAAGUCUGUGGUCCAUGUUGCUACCAAAGGCCACACAGAGGCCCAGGGUCUGAGCCACAACCUGUGGCCUUGUUGGAGUCUCAGGGCCAUGCUGCAGCCGGGGCCAUACAAGUCUAAGUGGACUGCAACUGCUACCCACUGCCUCAGUGGCUUCAGGCCAGAGCUGCAGCUGAGGGCAGUGCCUGGGUCCAUGGCCGUACAGCAUGCAGCCAGGGUCUGUGCUGACGUCAGGGCUCCUGAGAAUGCCCAAGCCCAGCCUCAGGUUGGUCCUAACAUCUACCCCAUCUGGGACCUGCUGGAGCUUGUGAAGGGGCUGCUCCUGUGGAAGGAUCCGCACAGGAUCUCCAAGACUCGGGGCUGCCACCGGAUGUAUAAGAGGAGUUCUGGUGAAGAUCCACUAAGCAAGAAGUAUGGGCCUGUGUUCACGAUACACCUGGGCCCCUGGCGCCGCGUGGUGGUCCUGGUUGGACAUGACGCUGUGAGAGAGGCCUUGGGAGGUCAGGCUGAGGAAUUCAGCGGGCGGGGAACGUUGGCAACGCUGGACAAGACUUUUGAUGGUCAUGGGGUUUUCUUUGCCAAUGGGGAGCGGUGGAAACAGCUGAGGAAGUUCACCCUGCUGGCUCUGCGGGACCUGGGCAUGGGCAAGCGAGAAGGCGAGGAGCUGAUCCAAGCAGAGGUGCAGAAUUUGGUGGAGGCCUUCCAGAAGACAGAAGGCCGUCCAUUCAACCCUUCCAUGCUGCUGGCCCAGGCCACCUCUAACGUCGUCUGUUCCCUCAUCUUUGGCAUCCGUUUGCCCUAUGAAGGCAAAGAGUUCCAGGCUGUGAUCAGAGCAGCAAGUGGUACCUUGUUGGGGAUCAGCUCCCCCUGGGGCCAGGCCUACGAGAUGUUUUCCUGGCUACUGCAGCCCUUGGGGGGCCCACACAGGCAGCUCCAGCGCCACUUGGGCACCCUGGCGAGAAACAAGACCUGGGCACAGAAUUCACAGAGAAGAACUUGCUGAUGACGGUCACCUACCUGCUGUUUGCUGGGACGAUGACCAUCGGUGCCACCAUCCGCUAUGCCCUCCUGCUUCUGAUGAAAUUCCCUCAAGUGCAACAGCGUGUUCGGGAGGAGUUGAUCCAGGAGCUGGGUCCCGGCAGGGCUCCGAGUCUGAGCGAUCGUGCUCGCCUCCCUUACACGGAUGCAGUUUUACACGAGGCACAGCGGCUCCUGGCACUGGUGCCCAUGGGAAUGCCCCACACCGUCACGAGGACCACUUGCUUCCGCGGAUACACUUUGCCCCAGGGCACUGAGGUCUUCCCCCUCAUCGGCUCUGUACUACACGACCCCGAGGUUUUCCAGAACCCAGGAGAGUUCCACCCGGGCCGCUUCCUGGACACUGAAGGUCACUUGAGGAAACAUGAAGCCUUCCUGCCCUUCUCCUUAGGUAAGCGAGUCUGCCUGGGAGAAGGCCUGGCUCGGGCGGAGCUCUGGCUUUUCUUCACUGCUAUCCUGCAAGCCUUCUCCCUGGAGACGCCGUGCCCACCAGGUGACUUGAGCCUGCAGCCAGCCAUCAGUGGACUUUUCAACAUCCCCCCAGACUUCCAGCUGCAGGUCUGGCCUACCGGCGACCAGUCCACCAGAUGAAAGAAGGCGGGAGCCACCUGGGGUGACAGCCUCAAGGGGGUGUAUGAACCAAGUGUCUCAGAAGCUACGCCACACCACACAUCGUAAGUCCAGGCAGCUGCGGGGACCCAGGAUCACACUCACCUACACAACUCCAAGGCAACAGAUGCUUUUUUUUUUUUUUUUUGAGAGGGCUGUCUGAAUAUUGGUCUGGCUAUGUAUAUGUAGCCCAGACAGGUCUCAACCUUGUGAUCAUCCUGCCUCAGAUUCCCGAGUCCUGGAAUUACAGGUAUGGACCACUAAGGGGCUGCAUAGGCUUUCAGACUACAUAAAUGUAAUCUAUGUCACCUGGACUCACAAGCAUAUUACCGGAUACCCACCAAGCCGUCCACCAGACAACCCAUGUGCUCACAAUCCUAGUCCUGCUACCACCUACACAUCCACACCAACAGCCCAGCCAUGUUCAGGACUCCAUGUCUAUCACUGCUGUUGCUGGGUCCUCGCCACAGAAAACAGCAUGCCCCAGCUGGGGUCAUGCGACAGCCAGAACGAUGUCCCUGUUUACUCCAUGGAUGACCUCACCACCAUCCAGGCACAUGAGUGCCUCCAUCUAUGGCCGCCAGCCAGUCAUCCACACAGCCGGGCCAUAUGUGACAAUGUCUUGGCUCUUCCGAAUUUCUACCUACUGACACACACCAUGACGGCAAAACUGUUCCUGGCCACUUCCACGCCCUUGUUCAUCAGCCACACUCCUUCCAACAAAUUUUCCCAAAUAUAAAUGUAAUUGUGGACACAAACCUUGUACAAAUGAGUUUGGCAACCCCCAGGAGGAAUGUCCCCAGUCAUGUUUAAUCAGGGCUCUGCUCCCAAACACAUCCUGACUUUUCUUGGCAUUGAAGUCCCCGUUCAAACUGUAGCUCAGAGGUAGACAACACUUGCCUGGCAUUUUUAAAGCCUAGGGUUCACUCCCCAGCAAUGCCCCAAAAAACAAUUUUUUUGAAAAUCUCCUUCCAACCAUUCCCUAGCCCUAACCCUGGAAGGACUAGAUGAGCAAACAGGGAUCAGGUUCUACCCCUCCUUGACGGGACCGAGGCCAUAUCUGACUUCUUUGUAACUCGAAAGGCCCCAUUUUUGCAAUCAAAGUUUGUUUCUGGCCCAGGACCGGACCCCCCCCCCUCUGCUUGUGUGAGUAAGGGGUGGGGAUGGGGGAGUCCGCCCCUCCCCUGAGGCUGGGAGGGAGCUGAAAAACAGGGUCAGUGCCCUUUCUGCCACUGACAUCAGUACCAGAUGUGAAGCUGAGGGGGAGGGGAGGGGAGGGACAGGGCUGAGGCUGUCUGCUGUCCUGGAAAGUCUUCAGCCAAUGACAGCUAUAGCCUUUGGAAGUUCUCCAAUUCUGAAUGCAGUUACGGACACACAGGCUCUAAGGACACAGACCGGACGGGUGCCCUGCUCUUGUCUCUUCAACACCGUUUCCCUCCAGGUUUCACCAUUCUGGAAGUGUGCACCAGUGGCAGACACAAGCUUAACAUGUACAGGGCCGUGAGUUCCAUCUUUAUCACAGACAGAAUUAAAAAUAAAAUAACCACUGACUUUC
This is a messenger RNA of Cricetulus griseus (Chinese hamster), 3240 nucleotides long. The record is from RefSeq and is a predicted model, not a curated record. NCBI's taxonomy places the organism in Eukaryota, Metazoa, Chordata, Mammalia, Rodentia, Cricetidae.